Saccharomyces kudriavzevii IFO 1802 is the source of this 2742-nucleotide messenger RNA. It is a transcript of the gene IMH1, whose product is annotated as Imh1p. The transcript has a single exon. Gene Ontology annotation, cellular component: Golgi apparatus. The coding region runs from base 1 to 2742 and encodes 913 amino acids. NCBI's taxonomy places the organism in Eukaryota, Fungi, Ascomycota, Saccharomycetes, Saccharomycetales, Saccharomycetaceae. The record is from RefSeq and is a predicted model, not a curated record.
AUGUUUAAACAACUGUCACAAAUUGGUAAGAACCUGACUGAUGAAUUAGCUAAGGGUUUAGCCGAUGACAUAAGCUCUACCUCAUCGGAACAACAAAUUGAGGAUGAUAAAAGUGGCUUGCCAAAAGAAAUACAAGCGAAAUUAAGGAAGUUUGAUAAGUACGAACAAAAAUAUCCUUUGUUACUUUCGGCUUACAAAAAUGAAAAAUUAAAAUCCGAAAAGUUUGAGGCUGUCGGAAAGAUCCUAGCGGAAAAUACACCCAUUUCGAAUAUUGAUGAUGCAGUUGAUACGUUACCAGCUUUUUUUCAAGAUCUAAACAACAAAAAUAGCUUAUUAAAUGAAGAGAUCAAGAGAUUAACAAAGCAGAAUUCUGAGGUGGUGCCAGAAAGUGUCUCUGGGGACACUCUAAGAGAUAAAGAGGAAGAAUUUCUGAAAAAAGAGCAAGAUUAUAAAAAUGAGAUAGACGUCCUAGAAAAGAAUAUAAAUGCUCUGAAUAAUGAAUCGGCUAUUUUACAGAAGGAUAAAGAUAUCACCAUUUCAGAUUUAAGAGAACAAGUAGCAGCAUUGGAAAGUCAGUUAAAGGAAGAGAGAGAGAAUAGAAAACGAGAUGAUAAGGAAUUUUUUUCCAAAUUAAAAGAAGACUUAGCUGCCAAGAAUCACUCCCUUGAAGGUAAACAAUUGAAAAUAACUGAAUUAGAGGAAAGGUUGACAUCAAAUAAUGCCAUAAUGGAAGAGGGCUCCUCGAAGUUGACAGAAUUGAACACUACUUUGAAGAAAAAGGAGGAGAAGCUAAAUGAUCUGGAAAAUCGCUUGAAAGAUGCUUCAAAUACCAUGGCAUUUAAUCAAAAUGUUGGAAACAAUAAUAGAAGGAAAAAAAACAGAAACAAGGGAAAGAAAAACCGGGGAAGUGCAAGUGUCUAUGAUGCAAAUAAGGAGGAAACCCCUGAUAACGUAAUUAAUUUUGAAGAAUACGAAAAAAUCAAGGAAGAUUUGCAGGCCUUGCAAGAAAAAUACGAGGAUUGUGAAGACUGGAAACAGAAAUAUGAGGAAAUAGAAAGAGAAAUAAAGAACGCUAAAGAACUGGAAAACUCACAGCUCGAAAAAUCAGCAAAAGAACUCGAAAAUUUGAAUGUCAAGUUAACUGAAACGAAGAAGUCCUUGAAAGAAAAGAAUUCAGAAUUGGAAGAAGUGAGAGACAUGCUAAGGGUUGUAGGAAACGAACUCGUAGAUGCCAAAGACCAGAUAAAAGAAUCUACUAAUAAGCAAUUUGAAGAAGUAAAAGCUGUUAAGCUGGAGCUCGACAAUUUGCGUCACAAAAAUGCAUCCAUGAUCGAGGCCUACGAAACUAAAAUUAUUGAGUUGAAAAAUAAAAUAGAUUCACUAAAUAAGGAAGCGGAGCACUUGAAAACCUCAAGCGCCGAAAAAGAAGAAGAGCAUGCUGUAUUACAGAAAAAAGUGGCUAAAUUGAAUGAAGAGAUAUCUCAACUUACAUGUGAGAGGUCAAACCUAACAAAGGAACUCACUUCCUUGAGGAUCUCUUAUAAGCAGAAGGACAAAACUGUGGGUUACUUGGAGGAGCAGGUUAAACAAUUUAGCGAGCAAAAGGAUGCAGCUGAAAAAUCAACAGAACAACUCCAAAAAGAAAACGUUAAAAUGUCUAAUAAGCUGGACUUACUAAAAAAGGAAAACGAAACCCUGCAUAAUGACAUUGCAAAGAAUGGUAAUUCUUACGAAAUGUAUCUGAAAGAAAAUGGUAAACUAUCUGAGAGGUUAAAUAUUUUGCAAGAGAAAUAUAAUACAUUGCAAAAUGUGAAGAGUAACUCGAAUGAACAUAUCGACACUAUCAAACGCCAAUGUGAAGAAUUAAAUGUCAAAUUGAAGGAGUCAACUAAAAAGAUUUUAUCUUUAGAAGAUGAGUUGAGCGAGUACACCAACAUUGUUCAGGACAAAACUAGGGAAGCGAACACCCUAAGGAGAUUGGUCUCGGAUAGUCAGGUGGAUGAUUCGGGAAAACAAAAAGAGCUGGAAAACAAAAUAGCCUAUUUGACUGAUGAGAAGAGUAAAUUGGAGGCAGAAUUAAAUUUACAAACAUCAAGAAAAGCCAGUGAGUUACAAGAAUGGAAGCAUAAUGCAGCCGAGUUAAAAUCGGAAAUACACGCACUGAAGCUUCGCGAAAAAGAAUUAAAAUCAGAGGUGAAGGCAUUGAAUCUUGCUAAUAGUAAUAUCAAGCGCAAAACUCAGGCUACAUCAGAUGAUUCUACUCAGUUAGAGCAGAUUACACUCAAUUUGAAACUCGCAUUAGCUAGGGCUGAUGAAAAAAAUUCCGAGCUGCAAUCAACUAAUGAGAAUCUUAUGAAUUUGAAUAAUGAACUUAAUAAGAAACUUGAUCGACUGCUGAAGAAUUAUCGUUCGCUGUCCUCCCAAUUGAGUACUUUGAAGGAAAGACAACACAGUGAUAAUUCAGGAGGGGUCAGUAGAUGUAGUUCGCUUAGUUCUUCAACUAACGGAAACGGCAAUCCCUUAUCAGCCAAUGACUCUCAUCCGCCCACGUUAGCCGAAAUACAAUCAGCAGGUCCAUUAGAAUUGAACUCCGAGAAAAAUGAAAAAAUUGCAUAUAUAAAAAAUGUUUUGUUGGGAUUCUUGGAGCAUAAGGAACAACGGAAUCAAUUGCUACCUGUCAUUUCCAUGUUAUUGCAGCUGGAUAGUACUGAUGAAAAAAGACUUAUCAUGUCUCUGAAGUAA